CGGCCCAGUCUGGCCCAGUGCCCUGGCUCCGCCCCAAUAUUUACUAUUUAGUAAACUCCAUUGCAACCUUUAUCUAAUCUGUCCAUUUUUAAUUAGUGAUUUUUGACUUUUUCUAUAGCUAAUUGACCUUUAGGCUUUAACCCGUAAUAUGUUUGUGUAUGAAAAAUUGAUUGGUGGACGGUGGUGAUGCAGAUCAUUGGUUCCAGUACCCACGAAUAUAAGUCAGGACAACAAAAUGGGGGACAAAAGACAUCCUCACUUUUUCUUCAUCAUAAGCAUUAUCACCUUCUGCUUUCAAGCAGUGGAUCCAUCUGAUCUAGGAGCAGACAGACAAGCCCUUUUGGACUUUGCUAAUGCUGUUUUGGUUAUCCCUGGGAACCAUACGCUGGAUUGGAACCCGAGAGGUCCAGUGUGCAAUCAAUGGGUCGGUGUCAAAUGCAGCAAUGCAGCAAAUGGGAGGAAGAGAGUAGUUGAGCUUCAUCUUCCCGGGUUUGGAAUCCAUGGGUGUAUCCCAGAGCAUACAAUAGAUAUGUUGGAUGCUCUCGAAACUCUGGAUCUUGAGAAUAACUCGCUCACCGGACCGAUACCGCCUGGCCUCGGCCACCUCCCCAAUCUUAAGCACUUGAACCUAAGUAACAAUCACUUCACUGGCUCCAUUCCCUCACCCCUCGGGCGAUUUCCUCCUAAUUCAUUUGGAGGGAAUGAUAAUCUUUUCCUAUCUCACCGCCGUCCUAUUAUUACUACGACUACUACUACUACUUCUCUGGAUCUUGCGGGUGAUCUACCCGAUCCCGAUCCCGAGCACCCGCCGCCGCUUACUCUUUCCGUGUCAAGAAGGCUUCACCAAAGAAGGAGGACUUGGAGGAGUAAAAAAUCUAGAAAAGUUUGUUACAUUGUUAUAGGGUGUAUAUCCGGUGUAGCGUUUGUGUUUA
Molecule: messenger RNA, 932 nt
Organism: Cuscuta epithymum
Lineage: Eukaryota; Viridiplantae; Streptophyta; Magnoliopsida; Solanales; Convolvulaceae
Source: the annotation of a GenBank genome assembly